Molecule: messenger RNA, 2132 nt
Organism: Photinus pyralis (common eastern firefly)
Lineage: Eukaryota; Metazoa; Arthropoda; Insecta; Coleoptera; Lampyridae
Product: solute carrier family 41 member 1-like
Exons: 5
Coding region: 288-1847 (519 amino acids)
Biological process (GO): monoatomic cation transport
Cellular component (GO): plasma membrane
Molecular function (GO): monoatomic cation transmembrane transporter activity
Source: RefSeq, a predicted model, not a curated record
ACAUAUGGUUAACAACAUUAUAUAAUCAAGUUGUUGCUCCACGUAUUUGAUAGCAAACGCAAUUAAAUUACCCUAUGCCCACUCAACUAAUUUAAGGCAUUCUUAAUAGGGAAAGCGAUAUACUUGUACGGUUUUGUUCGGACAGUUUAAGUAAUUUUUCUUACUACAGAAACGUUACGUUAAGUACCUACUAUAUCACUCGCAUCUAUAGCAUAGUGUAUACCCAUAUCUAAAAUUAACACUUUAAUGCAGAGGUAUACUGAUGAAUUUUUUAUCCAUCCAGAAUUAUGUGGUACUAUUUUGUUAGCAUUAAAUAUAAUUACACAGCAGAUACAAAAAGUAAAAAGAGCUAUGGACUUCGAGUCAUGGAUAGCCUCAAUUAUAUCCAACAAUGUGCAAAGUCAUCCGAAACCCCAAGUCCUUCAAGUGCCUUAGAUGCCAGCCCAAUAGACGUGGAAUUAACGUUAAUAAAUUCGACUUCAACUGGUAAUGAUAAUGAGGGUGGCCGGCUUCCGGACAUUAUCGUGGAAACUAAAAUAUACGGCAACGAGAGCGACGUGCAGAUACAAGAAACGUACUUUUCCAUCGCAAUUCAGGUGUUCAUACCAUUUCUCAUAGCUGGAUUUGGAAUGGUGUUCGCGGGGCUUGUGUUGGAUAGAAUACAGCACUGGCCGGUGUUUGAGGAGAUAACCGAAUUAGUCAUUUUAAUUCCUGCACUCUUGGGGCUCAAAGGAAACUUAGAAAUGACCCUGGCAUCUAGACUGUCUACUCAAGCAAAUUUGGGGCACAUGGAUACUCCAAAACAACAAUGGAGUAUGAUAGUAGGAAAUUUAACUCUUAUUCAGUGUCAAGCCAUAGUAGUUGGAUUUUUAGGAUCCCUAGUUGCAGUUGUAAUGGGUGGAAUAAAAAGUAACGACGUUGAAUUAGACCAUGCCUACCUUCUCUGUGCUAGUAGCUUAGUCACCGUUUCAUUAGCAAGUUUUGUCUUGGGUUUAAUAACGGCAGGUGCUAUUAUUUUAUCUCGAUUUUGCCAUAUUAAUCCAGACAACGUUGCAACUCCUAUAGCGGCAAGUUUAGGUGACAUAACAUCUCUUGCUCUCCUGUCGUGGGUAUCGACGGCAUUGUAUGAGUCAAUAGGUACUCAAGAUUGGUUAGCGCCGUUUAUAAUAGCCGGUUAUACUUUAGCAAUUCCCAUGUGGGUGUGGAUAGCAAAACAUAACGUUAAUACAAGAGAGGUUUUGUACCAUGGAUGGACUCCGGUAAUGGGUGCCAUGCUGAUCAGUUCGAUGGGCGGUCUCAUUUUGGAUUUCAUGGUUUCCCGGUUUGAAGGUAUAGCCGUGUUUCAACCUGUUAUAAACGGGGUUGGCGGAAACUUAGUUGCGGUUCAAGCCAGUCGCAUAUCUACUGCCUUACAUAAACAAGCGCAGCUUGGGAUACUUACUUCAGACACAAAAGCAGACGAAGAUACCGUUAUUUUCAUAUCACCGGUAACUGGGUUUUGUGGAAAAGGUACGCACGCCCGUACCACGCGAGUUUUAAUGGCUAUGGUUUUACCAGGACAUAUUAUUUUUAUAUACACUAUAGUUUACAUGAAAGGUGGCGAUACCACUCUCAGUACACUUUUUGUGUUAGUUUACUUGUGUGCAGCAGUUAUGCAAGUGGCCACAUUGUUAUAUGUUGCGUACAUAAUGAUUCACUGGAUGUGGAAGCGUAAAAUCGAUCCCGACAAUUCGGCCAUUCCUUAUCUUACAUCAAUGGGAGAUCUUUUAGGUAUUUCCCUUCUGGCGAUAGCUUUUCAGUUCCUUUAUUUAGUAGCAGACCACGAAUCUCAACUAGGAGAUCAAUAAGUGCGUGUAUAUGACAUUAUUAGUUAUUACAUUGCUUGUAUUACAUUUUUAUUCCAUCUAUAUUUUGAAUGAUGUAUUUAACAAGCAAUUUUAAAUUGACAAUAGAUCGUUGUUUGUUACGCCUUGCCUAAUUUGAAUCAGUGUGGCGUAGCUAGGUAACACCAAUUCAGUUGACACUAUCGCUAGUGUGUUGUAAUCUUCGGUCAUGUUUGAUCGAAGGUUGUAAUUUAAUAUCCAAAAUAUACACUGUUACAUUAUCUUUUGAAAAUAUAUUUCUUUUUGUCA